UAUGUAUGUAAAUUUUCCAAAAUAUUUAUGCUCCUUAUUAUGUGUUAUUUUUCAUCAGCAAAUCUGCUCUCGGAACACAAAUGAGCAAGGAAGAGAAGAAACGUUUAAAGCAAGAAGUGCAGUCUCUCAGGAUGGAAGAUAUCUCAUCAUUCACUGAAUCUCUACCUCCUGAAUUUCUGUCAAUACUACGAACAGAUGGUUUGUUGAGCUCCAUAUCGAGCAAACUCGGUGCCCCGCGUCGCUUGCGCCUUCUUACUUAUGCAAAAUAUGCUGUCUAUGGACUUGCAACACAUUCUCAUGCCAAGUCUGAUCAAUACAGUCUCUCAAAAUUCGGAGCAAACAUGAGUUAUCUUUGGCUAAGAGCAUAUAUUGAUUUGAUGGAAGUUCUUCUGAAACUUGAAGAUUUCAGACAUUUACUGGUAAUCAAGAUUAAAAGAAUCCUGAGUGAAGUAGCUGAAGUCUCACAAUUCGUAUUUGGUAUUUUGUUUUUCAGUUUAUGAACAUUUUAUUUAUAGUGAUUUUUUAAUGAAAAUAGAACAUCAGCAUUUGGAAAAUUAUUUUAUGGUCUUUUUGGGGUAAAGUUCAGGUUUUUGAUUGAUAAAACAUGAUCAAAACAUUGUAUUUUUUAUUUUUAUCUGUUUUUGUCCCAGAUAAAAGUGUACAAAAGCUGGGCUUUAUGUACCAUUUUUGAGUAGAAACUGAAAUGAGCUG
Messenger RNA from Phalaenopsis equestris, 711 nucleotides. RefSeq lists its product as uncharacterized. The transcript has 4 exons. Lineage: Eukaryota; Viridiplantae; Streptophyta; Magnoliopsida; Asparagales; Orchidaceae. The record is from RefSeq and is a predicted model, not a curated record. The coding region runs from base 81 to 500 and encodes 139 amino acids.